This is a messenger RNA of Petromyzon marinus (sea lamprey), 7214 nucleotides long. It is a transcript of the gene CCDC106, whose product is annotated as coiled-coil domain containing 106. Gene Ontology annotation, cellular component: nucleoplasm. The record is from RefSeq and is a predicted model, not a curated record. NCBI's taxonomy places the organism in Eukaryota, Metazoa, Chordata, Hyperoartia, Petromyzontiformes, Petromyzontidae.
CCCGAUUCAGAUUCGCACAUGCGCUGGCUAGGUGACAUCCGUGGAAAUCUGCAUCCUCGCCGCCACUCCGUUGGGCGAGUGGCAUUGGGAGGGAGAACGCUGUUGAAUUGGACGAACAUUUUUUUUCUCUCGUGUACCGGCAACACAACUGGGUAUCAAGGCUCUUUGUGCACCAUGGAGCACGGCGGGUCAGUUGGGAAUGGGCGAUUUUCACCGCGGCGACCGAUCGAAGGCGCAUGGGAUCUGGCCAUGACCUCCGCCAGGUCCAAGAGGCCCAGAGAAGUGCGAGACAUGUGGAGGGUGUUCAGCCAGGAGGCCGUUGCGGGAGACGGCAUGGCCACCGCGCAUCACAUCGCCACCGAUCACGUGGUGUUCGGUCGCACGCGUGGAAAUCAGGAGGGCAAAGGUGUGGAGGUGUCCAUGUCAAGCUAUUCUGCAGAGCUUUCCCAUGCUGCAAGGACUGGUGCACGCAUCCCCGGUGGUCCAGAGAGGCCAACUGAACACUUUUUCAGCGCUCAGCCCCAAACAACUCCAGACGUUGUGGAGCGUCCUGGCUCGCUACUGCACGCGGAGGUGCUGCGGAGGGAGCUGGAAGCGGCGAGGCACCGCAUCGCCGUGUUGGAGAGGAGCAACAAGCACCUCCAGGCAGACAAGGAGUUCCUACAGAGCGUGCUCAGCAAAGGAGGCGAGCCGCUCACGUCUCAAAGCCGCCCUCGGUGGAAAUCCACAAAAAGCCGGUCGCUCCGCUCCGCGGACGUUGCCCACUAUCUGUCGCAGUAAUGUACGUGUGGACGCGCGGAGAGAGAGAGAGAGAGCCCUUGGUCAAUCCACUGCUGGAUGAGGGCCAUCCCCACGUCGUGGAGGUCGUGGGAGAUUUGACCAUAAUUAACCCCACUGGCCACUGCGGAUUGGUGAAGGCAGGGAGCAUACAGGAGUACAAUACAAUUUAGUUUUUUUUCCUGCACCGUCCUCUUCUGCUCGCAGCUUAGCCUGUAAGACACCUGCUGUGCGUGGCGCUCACCCAUGCAAGAUCUAUCCAGGCGCAAUCUUCCAUGAUCUGACAAGAUCGGGCGCUUACAUUGCAGGUCAUUGGGUCAUAGAUCUUACAUGAAUAGGUAUCAUGGUUUAAAAUCUGUGUAUUAAUGCUUUGUCCUCAUGCUCUCCCCUUGUUAUAAAUAUUCAUGUUUUACGUUGGGGUAUGGUCGGUAGUGUAAGGGAACGUUAAUGUGUCAUGCACCCUUCUUUUGAGCAGUAUUCACUUAAACAAACGGGCCUCCCGUAAAGAGUGUCACAGGCACAGUAUAUCCAUCUUGACUUAGCUGUCCAGUUCAAAGUGACAACAUUCGAACUUUAAUCGAAAGGAACAGGUAAACGCUACUUAACCCAAAUAUGCUAAUUCCGAGAAGUUGUUUAAUUCAAAACAAACUGCAGGUUUGUGAGAAGUGUUCCCCCCCCCCCCAAAUAAAAAUAAAAAUAAGCACGCAUACAAACACUGUUGGAAAAUUUGCGUAGUGCGCACAGAGGCACACUGAACAGGCGAGUGCACAGUUCACAGAAGUGCCCCCAUUGACCACGCAGCGCGUCGAGUCGGCACGCGGGACGCUUCGGGAAAGAAAAAGUGUGCACGUGGCUGCCUUGGCUCACGGCUGGGCACGCUCCCAACGAAAACAGCAGCGCGCGAAGUACGCGCACCUCUCCCCCACGCUGUCUCCGAAGAGGCCCAACAACACGUGCCAUUGUGUACGCUUGCGCACAAGACGAUUAUCUCGUAACCCAGUCCAGGUCCUUUUUUUUUUUUUGGGACUGGUUCGCCAAAGGGCACGUAGGCUCGCAAACUCGCGGUCAUUUUAGUUUCCCCGUGGCUCAGGAGCUUUCCGUCAAAAAGCGAAUUGCGCACUUUUAAAGCGACCGCAGGGAUUUAGUCGGGCGGCCGUUGCGUGCGGCUGGCCUGCAGAGAGGUUUUUCUGUCUUUUUUGUUGUUGUUGUUGUCGUUGUUGUGGCAGGUUUUUGACAUCGAGAACUAUCGCGCGUGCGCAACUUGCCCACUCUUACCCUCCUUGAACUGAUUGAUUUUCUGAGUAACUCGGCACGCUCACUGCUCGGCACAUUGUCGUGACGAGUAACAUGUGACCCGACGGGUCGAUGUGAAGCGGCGCGUUAGAAUGCGCCGCUCAGCCAGAACUUUGGAUUUUUUUGGCGACUGCCACGAUGCUGGGACAUGCGCAAAAUAAUCGCUUCUCCCCUGGUGCCGGUUACCCCAAACCAGGAUGAGACGAAGCACAAACUCACAGAGAUCAUUCUGCAGCCUCUGAUCUGACCAGGACCUUCCAAUUUCCCUAGCACAUGGUGUGCUUGCUGGCACAGAGUAUGGCACAUCUAAAAAAAACCCAACCUUAAAAAAACUGUUGGGUGGGGAGAGAAGCAAAUGGAAUACAUGGUGGAGGAAGGUCCGAGUGGAGCCUAGCGAUAUGGCAGAAUAGCUACCUCCUGCUGUUAGGGCUGGACAAUCGGGCUUAGAGAACAGGCCAAGAAAAACCGUUAAAUUUAGAUUUAACAACAGCGAAGGCACAGAAUAUUAGUACAAGGAGAAAGACAAUAAAUGCGGCCGAUCCCAUGCAAUGAUAGGGCCUUUUUGGCUUAGAACAAGAGAAUAAGAAGCCAUGAUGCUAGCUGGCCAUGAAAAUGUCACUGUGACACUCGACAUGUGUGGUGUAGUCAGCUUGAGCAUAGCUGCCCGUGGUGGCACAUGCCUGCGAUCCAGCGCUUUGGAGGCAAGGGUUGGUGCAUCGCGCAGGUUUGUGAAAUUCCAAAACCUGCUGGGCUGUGAGAUGCCAAUUAACGGCAGUACAGUAAUUUAAUUAUAUGCAUCUUUCUGUGUAGAGCUUUGAGUAUUAUCUCCUUGUAUGCAAGGGUCUUCUCCAGGUAUUCUGGUUUCCUCCCAAGUACCAUUAGGUGAUCGCUCAAUUUGGCCAAACUGACCACAACACAUGACCCUUAAACAAAUAGUUUUGGGACUCAGUGAUAAUUUCAUUGUUAUAUAAGUGUCAAGUCCUGCUUGAUAGCUCAAACAAGUGUUCUUCUUAGUGGUUUGUAUUCCAAACAAUACUGAGCAUCAGACUUUGGUACUCAAUGUAACUGAGAAUCCAGUUGCCGAUGUGGCCAUUGUGUUACCUUCUCUAUAUAAUCCAUGAAUAUGAAUUAAACCAUGUCCAUCAAGGCAAAACAAUGUUCAUGAUCAAAUCUGAAAUAAGCCAAAUUUUAUUCAAUACAUACAGUCAUUUGGUGGCCAGGCAGAAACCAUCACCUCAAUACACUUGAGAGCCCAGGUGGGUGGCUGCCUAGAUUAUGCCCUUUAUAAAUCAGCGUUUCACAUGCAAAUGUGACGUUUCUAACUAGAACUCAUAUCAUAAAGAGAGGGUCUUUGCCUGUGCAAUCGUAGUUCACCAGAAUUGAAUCAAGCAAGGCUGACUGUUGAUGAGACACUGCUGAAAACAGUCCAGAGUUUGCUUGUCUUAAAUCAAUACUGCUGAAAUGAUGCACUCCCAGAAUUCUGUGCGGCUCAUGGGUUGCGCAAAAGAUACUUUUAUAUGUUACGUGGAGAGACGGAGAUGUGACGGAGACAUUGUCCGGUUGUUGAUUUUGUUGUGUUGAGCAUUCGCUCAAUACUCUGACCAUACAGCCACCCAACCACCUUAUCAUCUUUUUGUUGUUGUGCGCGUGGAUUGUUUCAGGGGAGACAUCAAGCUCCAACAGGGCCCCGCUGCCAAAACGGCGCCGUUCCGCAGCGGACGCCGAAGCGUCGCCGCCACCGUCGCCUGGCAACUCACAGAGCAGUUCCUCCUCAGACACGGCCGACGGGAUGGACCCAGAGGCAGGCCGACACACGUGCCCUCCAGGGAACUACCACCGAGGCUGCAGGAAGGCGAACAAGGGGGGCUGCGGGAAGGAAGGCUUACGCAAGGGCAUCCGAGUGAAGUCGGUGGAGGACGUCGUCUGGCGCUAUAAGAAGGUGCUGUCGGUGUACCAGAAGACGAGGAGCGUGAAGCGUGCUUGUGAGAAGAUGAAUGUGGACAGGAACACCAUCGCCCUCACGGCCCCCAUCGUGGACCUGGAGGUCGUGGCACCAGGCCUCUAUGCCACGGUGGGGCCGCACGACGGGCGGACGGAACGCCUGCUCGACUUCUCCCGCCGGUGCUGGCACGCCAUGGACGAGGCGACGCGCGUGAACGUCGACAAGAUGAAGGCCGAGGGGAAGCUGCUGCCCAUCAGCUACAAGUUCAAGCGAAUGGUUCCACAGCAGGCUCCACAGGCUCAACAGUGAUCGGGGUCCAUCUCUGGGCCAAACUACUUUUUGGAAAUGUACGAGAUUUUGUUCAUGAAAUCUUUUAACUAAAAUCUGCUCUGAUGCCCUCCAGUGUGGUUUAGUUUGUAGGGAAGGACAUUUAUUUCUUAGGUGGGGUCAACUGUUUUUUUGUUACACCAGGGAAUGCCACAGGUAGUGUGUGGUCAAAUGAUAAUGACGCUGUUCCAGCUUCUGUACAACGGACUCCUAAAUCUAUGUGUGUGGAGUUUUCAGCGUUCAACCAUUCAUGUGCAUGGGUUGUCUCGAGGUACUCAGCGCUCCCACAAGCCACACACUCAUGAAGUGAAUCGACCAAACACCCUCAUGUAGCAGGGCCCUCCUGAAAAAAAGUCUCAAAACUCAAUGAGGCAUUCCUGGAUAAAUACAAUGUAUUACUAUUAUUACCAUUGCUAUAGAAAUAUGCCAUCAUAAUAUAACCUAAAACUGUGUUUGCAGAAAAUGACAAAGCUCUAUAUGGAAACAGAGGAGAUACUGCGAAGUGCAAUUCCCACUUUACAUUUGCACAAGAGGGCCCUCACGGUAAGGUGGCAUGCCGUCAUUUGCCGAGCCAAAAUAAUGCAACUUUGGCUUCCUAAAAUAUAUUAUUAUGGCUUAGAGCCAAUAGUAGCUGGCCAGGGAAUGGGUUUAAAACGUAUUGUCGUACUCAUCGCGCGUGGCAUGAGUGGCACGGUUCGGGUUCUGCAGUGGAAAAAAUAACCUGGUGCCUCCUGAGGCGAGCCCAACUCGGGUGCAGUUCCGUUGUAAGGACAAAAAGAGGUACAGGAGUUCGAAGGUCAAAAAAACCUACCAUCAAAUUGUGUAUCUAUUGUGUCAGGCAGUGCAGCUUCAGUCGAAAUAAGAAACCAGGCUUUAAACAAAGUGCUGAUGGAAAGAAAAGUCCUGCUAGAACGGUUCUGAAUGGACCUGGGAUUUGCUGAUGCCCUCUACAAUUCAGAGGAAGGGUUUCAAGGCACCAUUUGUAAAAGAUGCUCAACAAAUAGAGCACAUAAGACGUGGAGACUCUUGGCCUCCAGAGACCAUAAAGGCUGCCUUUGUCUGAUGAUGAUGAUGAUUAAUGAAGAGCGAAUUAUUAUGAAGGGUCAAACAAUGUAUUAAAGUGUGGCAAACCAUAACUAAAUAUUGAACCAGAGAGCACGUGUGGGCCUAAUCAAGCUGUCUCAUGACCAAAGUCCUGUGAAAAAAUUGGAUUUGAUUAAUGUUUGUGAGUAAAAUAUAGCACUCGGUGUGAAAUUAUCCAUUAUCUUGCUGUGUUCGUCAGUUUUCCAUAGAGGAAUGUGAUGAUAAGCUAACAAGGAAUACGAAAACAUCACACAAUUAAAAACACAACUCAACAUAAACUAAAAUAUUGCAGUUUAACAGCAAACAUUAACAAAUGUGGUUUACUUGCGUAAGAAUAAAUAGAUGUUUAGAAUAUAUGACAUGUUUAUGCGGCCACUUCCUGGUGUCCCAACAGUAGUGAUAUAAACAUUGUUGAGAUAAAAAACGGAGCUGCUAUCCACAGACCAGCGUUCCCCUGCUCAAAAUAACGACUGCUCUGUCACACAAACAUAAAAUAUUUCUAGCUUUUUAUAUCGAGACAUCAAAUAUCUUUCCUGGGGAAGGGGGGUGGGGGUGAUGACACAGUGAUGAUCACAUUGCGCCGUCAACCCAGAAACCUGAGUUAGAUUCCAGCCACGGCUAACAUUAGUGGCGAGUGAUAUCUGAACGAGUCCUGAUCACCAUCCACCCUCUUCACCGAGCCACACUCACCAGUCUGGUGAAGUAUGAAUAAAUAAUCCGCAUACAUUACAUGGCGUUUGGAGACCUUCAUCAAGCAGUGGACUAACAAGGCGUUUACAUUUUUACUGUCGCCAAUUAUUUUUUAUCGCUUGCUAAAUGCAUUUCUGAUGUACUACAUCGGCUCUGCAACCGUCCAACAGUGGUGAUGCACACGCUGAAUGCUAACAAUUGUAGUCUUUGUGCCCAACGUACCUCCGAGGAGCAAAUUGCCAUGUCAAGUGUAAGGUCAAGACGUCAUCUUGGCCAAUGCUGCUUAUGCUGUCACAAUCGAUAAAUGAGCGUCCCUUCGUCAAACUAUUGCUGGAUUAGUCAUGUGGGUUGUCUGACUAUACUUCACCAUUCUCAUCGGUGCACAUUGGUGAGUUGGGGGCCCAGGACCGGUUUAGAUAUUUGCCGAGGUUGAAAAUCGAACACGGGCCACCAGCUUCUUAGUGCGAUGUGCCUCUGCUUUCCCCUUUAUGCCAUACAUUACAAGGAAGCACUUUUUGAAAAUAUCUGAACCAUGGUGGUAAAGUAUAAAAUGCACUAUUUACUUUGUUGGUCAUAUUAUAUCUGGGCUAAUUCAUUUACGUUUCAGGUUGAAUUCAAAGCAUGUACCUAGUCGCCUCGGAUGUUAAUUCAUAAUUUUCACAUUACCAUGCUGUCUGUAAGUUAACAAUGACUAAACUGUGUUGUGUUCAAAUACUAUAAUGGGUAUACUAUGGUUCUCUGUUGUAACGUAGAAAAUAAUGUAGCCAGACACAGUGUUUGUGGAACAAAUUUGGUCAUUGAAGCAAUGCAAUUAAGUGUCAAGUUUCUAAAGUUUAUCUUUCUGAGGUCAUCUAACUUUUUUCUAUGAGGUCGUGUAAACUAAAAAAAAAAUCACCUCUCACGGGCCUCUGAAGGCAAUAUUUUUUUUCUGUUGAAUAAAAACAUUUAGAAAGCAACUUUUUGCCCUGUUACAUACGUUGCUGUAUUUCUUGCACCCGUUCCAAUGAUCUGCAAUGGUUCUUUUAAGUUAAUUAGACAUUUCGGAGCCAAUUUAAAUGUAGAGAUCGACUUUGUGCACAUGACAAACACACAGGCACACGUU